This is a messenger RNA of Haemorhous mexicanus (house finch), 842 nucleotides long. Its product is annotated as interferon alpha-inducible protein 27-like protein 2A. NCBI's taxonomy places the organism in Eukaryota, Metazoa, Chordata, Aves, Passeriformes, Fringillidae. Gene Ontology annotation, biological process: apoptotic signaling pathway. Bases 172 to 570 code for a protein of 132 amino acids. Gene Ontology annotation, cellular component: mitochondrion; membrane. The transcript has 7 exons. The record is from RefSeq and is a predicted model, not a curated record.
GCGAAACUGAGCGAGCGGCUUCCUAGCUGAUUUCCCAGAAAUCAGCUGACCGGCAACCCUCCUUAGCUCCACCUUUCCUGCAGCUCUUGGUUACGCAGAGCACAACGGACACACGAGAGGUACCGGGAUUAGAGCAGACUCAUCGCUGAUCUCGCUCCUGGCCAGCAGACCAUGGGUACACGUACAGUCGCCGUUGCCAUCGUCACUCUAUUCGUCAUUGGAUGUACAAUCGUAGGAGCAGCAGCAGAGGACCACAGAUCUGAGGAGGAUAAUGGAAGUGUCAUUGGAACUGUCAUUGGAGCCACAGUGGGAGCAGGAUUGGCACUGAUUGGCCUCCCUCUGGGCAUUGCUGCGCUGGGCUUCACCAGCGCCGGCAUCGCCGCCGGCUCCGUCGCUGCCAAGAUGAUGUCGGCAGCUGCCAUCGCCAACGGCGGCGGAGUGGCUGCUGGCAGCACCGUGGCUGUGCUGCAGUCCAUCGGAGCUGCAGGUCUUUCUGCUGGUGCCCAAGCUGGGCUGACAGCUGCCCUGGGCUCAGCUGGUGCAGCAACCGGUGACUGGCUCACUGAGUGAAAGAAACCUCCAAGUGACAAACAUAAAAUAGAUAAAAAUCCGAGUGACAAACCCAAAGAAAAGUAACUCAGAUGACAAACCUGUGGAGGAGACAACUCCAGACGAGCAAACCAAGAGAAGCAAAGCAGGUUCCUGAUCCCAAGGCCUUGCCUGCAAAAUGCAGAUGCUGGGAAACCCCCACAGACCCCUCAGAGCUCUGCCUCCCCUUUUAAAAGCUUUGGAUUCUUGUGAGCAGCAAUUGCCCUGAAGCCAAUAAAUGUGCUUUGCUUGCA